Coregonus sp. 'balchen' is the source of this 5607-nucleotide messenger RNA. NCBI's taxonomy places the organism in Eukaryota, Metazoa, Chordata, Actinopteri, Salmoniformes, Salmonidae. The record is from the annotation of a GenBank genome assembly.
AUCGAUGAGAAGAUCAGUGCACGGUACCAGCAGGUGAUGAAGGAGUGGAAGGCCUGUGAGGUGAUAGUCAAGCAGAGAGAGAAGGAGAUGCAGUCUGCCAUCUUUGCUAAGCUGUCUUCAGGAAGCAGCAUAGACAGCCACGUCCUCCGGCUCAUACACAGAGACUCCACUCUCAGCAACGAGGUGGGUGACACAGAUUGAUUGGUUGGCUGAUUGGUUGAUUGGCGGGUUGGUUGGCAGGCUGGUUGGCGGGUUGGUUGGUGGGUUGAUUCGGUUGAUCAAUUGGUUGGUAACCCAUCUCUACUACCACCUCUCUCCUGUCUCUACCCCUCCUCCUCCCCCCUCCUCCUCCUCCUCCCCCUCCUCCCUCCCCCCCCCCUCCUCCUCUCCUCUCCUCUCCUCUCCUCCCUCCUCCCCCUCCUCUCCUCCCUCCUCCUCCUCCUCCCCCCUCCUCUCCUGUCCUCCCUCUUCUCCUCUCUCCUCCUCCUUCCUCUCCUUCCUCCUCCCCCCUCCUCCCAGGUGUUCAUGUCAGUAGAUGAGCCCGACGCGGGGGGGCAGGAUACCCCAGGGGGGGGCAGAGGAGACACCCCCGGCCACUCCACAGUGGUCCCCCCCGCAACCGGAGGGGCACUAGCUCCUGAUGAGCGCCCCCUAGUGGAGUUUGACUCCCCUGACUCCGGCCUCCCGUCCUCCCGGAACUACUCUGUCACCUCCGGGCACUCUCAGAUUCUCUCCUCUAUCGACGAUGGACAGAGCACGGAGGAGGAGGCCCGGACACACACACCUCCCACUGUGAGAUGGAGGAGCAGGGCCGGACACACACACACUCCCACUGUGAGAUGGAGGAGCAGGGCCGACAGGAUUCGUUGAGUGAGGAGAGGCUGUGCAGUCAGCUGGAUAAGUUGAUGCCCAAUGGGAAUGGAGGAGCGGAGGGGAUGCCUUCACUGUCCUCCUAUACGGUAGGUACUGGACACACCCACACACACACACACACCCACACACACACACACACACACACACACACACAACACACACACACACACACACACAUACACCACACACACACACAUAUAUUCAAAAAAUGCUCCCUACACUCACAGGGAGCAUCAUUGAAUUGCAUAUCCAAACACAGAUCACAUUUGAAUACUGUGUCUUGUAUAACAAUUCUAGUACUUUUCUGAAUACGGGUGCUUGAGAAAGGCUGAGUACGGUUCGGGAGACUGGUCUGAGUACGGGUCUGAAUACGGUUCUGUAAGACGGUUCUGAGGAACUGGUCUGAGACUGUUGCUGGAGACUGGGGCUGUAUACUGUUGGGAAGCGGGCGGAAUACGGUGCUGAAUAGUGUGCGUAUACAGGUUUCUGAGACUGGUGGCGGUAGACGGGUGCGAAGACCUGUUCUGAGGACGGGGGCGGGAGAACUGUGCGGAAUACUGUUUCGUAAUACGGUCGGAAACGGGUGCUGGAUACUUUCGAAUACGGGUCUGAGGACGGUGCUGAAUACUGUGCUGUAGACUGUGCUGACUACUGUCGGAUCGGUCUGGCUACUGUUUCUCUGUAGGCUGUUCUGAGUACACUGUUUCUGAAACUGUUCUGUAUACUGUUCUGAAUACUGUUCUGAGAUACUGUUCUGUAUACUGUUCUGUAUACUGUUCUGUAUACUGUUCUGAAUACUGUUCUGUAAUACUGUUCUGAAUACUGUUCUGAGUACUGUUCUGAAUACUGUUUCUUUAACUGUUCUGAAUAACUGUUUCUGUAUCACUGUUUCUCUGUUCUGAUAUUUGUGCUGCUUAUACUGUUUCGGUAUACUGUUUCUGUAUCUGUUUCUGUCUACUGUUCUGUAUACGUUCUGUGUAACGUUCUCUGAUUACUGUUUCUGAGUACGGUUCUAAUACUGUUUCUGAUUACUGUUAUGUGUAACUGUUCUGAGUACUGUUUUUCCGAGGAAGGUCUGAAUACUGUUCUGAAUACUGUUCUGUAUACUUUUUUCUGUAGCUGUGUCUAAUCCUGUUCUGUAUAUACGUUUCUGAAUACUGUUCUGUAUGCUGUUCUGAAUACUGUUCUGUAUACUGUUCUGUAUACUGUUCUGAAUACUGUUCUGUAUACUGUUCUGUAUACUGUUCCUGAUCUGUUUCUGUAGACUGUUCUGAAUACUGUUCUAUACCUGUUCUGUAUACUGACUGUGCUGACUACUGUUUCGUAUACGUUCUGUAUACUGUUUGCUGAAUAACUGUUCGGUAUACUUUUCUGAUACUGUUCUGUAAUACUGUUCUGAAAUACUGUUCUGAGUACUGUUCUGAAUACUGUUCUGUAUACUGUUCUGAAUACUGUUCUGUAUACUGUUCUGUAUACUGUUCUGUAUGCUGUUCUGAGUACUGUUCUGAAUACUGUUCUGAGUACUGUUCUGAAUACUGUUCUGUAUACUGUUCUGAAUACUGUUCUGUACACUGUUCUGUAUACUGUUCUGUAUACUGUUCUGAGUACUGUUCUGAAUACUGUUCUGUAUCUGUUUGAAUACUGUUUCUGAGUACUGUUUCUUAUCCUGUUUCUGUAUACUGUUUCUCUUGUUCUGAUACGGUUCUGUAUCCUGUUCUGUAAUCUGUUUUCGAGUACUGUUCUGAUAUUGUUUCUGUAUACUGUUCUGAGUACUGUUCUGUAUACUGUUCUGUAUACUGUUCUGAAUACUGUUCUGUAUACUGUUCUGUAUACUGUUCUGAAUACUGUUCUGAAUAUUGUUCUGUAUACUGUUCUGAAUACUGUUCUGUAUACUGUUCUGAAUACUGUUCUGUAUACUGUUCUGUAUACUGUUCUAUAAAGGCAACUUUACUACAUUUAUAUUUACACUUUACUACAUUUAUAUUUACAAUUUAAUUGAAGUGUGUGUGUGUGUGUGUGUGUGUGUGUGUGUGUGUGUGUGCAGAUUGAGUUGUUGGACACAGUGGCUCUGAACCUCCACAGGAUAGACAAGGAUGUCCAGCGUUGUGACCGUAACUACUACUACUUUACGACCGCUAACCUGGAGAAACUACGCAACAUAAUGUGCAGGUAAACACACAUGCAACGCGCACACACACACACACAACACACACACAUAUACACACACACUUUUAUUUUUUCUCUCUCUCUCUCAUUCAUUCAUUAUUUCAUGCUUUUUUCAUGUCUCCUCUCCCCCCCCCCUUCUUCCCCCUCCUGUACCAGCUAUGUGUGGGACCACCUGGAGAUGGGUUAUGUCCAGGGGAUGUGUGAUCUGCUGGCCCCUCUUAUGGUCAUCCUGGACGAUGGUAGGAACCUCAGACACCAUGGUUGCCUCCUAAGUGGCCCUAUGGGCUCUGGUCAAAAGUAGUGUACUUUUGGGUGUCAUUUGUGGUCCCUCUGUAGCUCAAUUGGUAGAGCACGGCGCUUGUAACGCCAGGGUAGUGGGUUCGAUCCCCGGGACCACCCAUACACAAAAAUGUAUACACGCAUGACUGUAAGUCGCUUUGGAUAAAAGCGUCUGCUAAAUGGCAUAUUAUUAUUAUUAUUAUUUGGGAUGAAGCCCAUUAGCCGUUAGCUGUUAGCCGUUAUCUGUUAGCUGUUAGCUAGCUAUUACCUAGCAAUUAGCAAUGAUCCAUUAGGAGUUAUAGCCAUUUGUAAUGAGCUUUUAGCCGUUAGCCGCUAGCUGUUGCAUUACACAGUGAUCAGAGAGUGAAGGGAAAUGUAUGGGCCUAAUCCUUGGCCACAAUAGACGGACAGAAGGACAGCCUCCCCAAGAGCAUUUGUUGACGUUUCUCCCUUCUCUCUCUCUCUCUCCCUCUCUCUCUCUCUCUCCUCUUUCUCUCUCUCUCUCUCUAUCUAUCUCUCUCUCUCUAUAUAUAUAUAUCUCUCUAUCUCUUUAUCUCUCUCUCUCUCUCUCUCUCUCUCUCUCUCUCUCUCUCUAUGUAUCUCUCUCUCUCUCUCUAUCUCUCUCUCUAUCUCUUUCUCUCUCUCUCUCUCUCUCUCUCCCCCCCUCCCUCCCUCCAUCAGAGUGUCUGGCGUACAGCUGUUUCACCCAGCUGAUGAAGAGGAUGAGCCAGAACUUCCCCAACGGCGGAGCCAUGGACACACACUUCACCAACAUGAGGUCCCUCAUACAGGUGGGGUGUGUGCAUGUGUGUGGUGUGUACACAGAUGUGUGUGUUGAAAUGAUUCUAACAUGACCCCUGACCUCUGGCAUGGUCUCUGUUUGAUGAUGUCAUCAGAUCCUGGACUCUGAGCUGUUUGAGCUGAUGCAUCAGAAUGGAGACUACACCCACUUCUAUUUCUGUUACCGCUGGUUCCUGCUGGACUUCAAAAGAGGUACAAUAUUUUACAUUUACAUUUUAGUCAUUUAGCAGACGCUCUUAUCCAGAGCGACUUACAGUUAUUGAGUGCAUACAUUUUUCAUACUGGCCCCCCGUGGGAAUCGAACCCACAACCCUGGCGUUGCAAGCGCCAUGCUCUACCAACUGAGCUACAGGAGGCCCAUAAUCCUGUGAUGCUCAAACUACACAAUUUUUAUACAUGUCAUAAGAUUUCUUAGGGGUAUGUUGAAACUUUACUUAGACAGUUAUGAAAGAGAGGCGAUACAGGCAGGUGGGAUAAACAGUGGGAAGGGUGUAAUGCUGGGAUUGAACCCUGGUCUUCAGUAGGGAGCUUUAUGUGACGUGCCAGGAGUGUUACCAACCAUGGCUCUGUCUUCAGUAGGGAGCUUUAUGUGACGUGCCAGGAGUGUUCCCAACCAUGGCUCUGUCUUCAGUAGGGAGCUUUAUGUGACGUGCCAGGAGUGUUACCAACCAUGGCUCUGUCUUCAGUAGGGAGCUUUAUGUGACGUGUACCAGGAGUGUUACCAACCAUGGUCUUGUCUUCAGUAGGGAGCGUUAUGUGACGUGUACCAGGAGUGUUACCAACCAUGGCUCUGUCUUCAGUAGGGAGCGUUAUGUGACAUGUACCAGGAGUGUUACCAACCAUGGCUCUGUCUUCAGUAGGGAGCUUUAUGUGACGUGUACCAGGAGUGUUACCAACCAUGGCUCUGUCUUCAGUAGGGAGCGUUAUGUGACGUGUACCAGGAGUGUUACCAACCAUGGCUCUGUCUUCAGUAGGGAGCGUUAUGUGACGUGUACCAGGAGUGUUACCAACCAUGGCUCUGCACAGUAACUCAACUCUUUAUUUUUUUGUGUGUGGCACCUAGAAGUGGGACCAUAGUACACUGGAUUUCUGUAUGACAUUUCAGAUUAAAAUUGAAAUACUUAAACUAAACUAAAAUCAAAUUGUAUUUGUCACAUGCUUGGUAAACAACAGGUGUAGACUAACAGUGAAAUGCUGACUAACGGUCCUUUUCCAACAAUGUAGAGAGAAAGAACAUAGAGAAAUCAUAGAAAAGUAAAACACUCAAUAAUAAAAGUGUGUGUGUGUGUAUCUUCUCUGUGUGUGUGUGUGUGUGUGUGUGUGUGUGUGUGUGUGUGUGUGUGUGUAUGUAUAUAUCUCCUCUGUGUGUGUGUCUCCCCUCCAGAGAUGCUGUACCAGGAUGUGUUCUCAGUAUGGGAGGUGAUCUGGGUGGCCCCCCGUAUCUCCUCUCAGCACUUCGUCCUGUUCCUGGCCCUGGCUCUGAUAAAG